This is a messenger RNA of Pogona vitticeps (central bearded dragon), 2043 nucleotides long. It is a transcript of the gene ATG101, whose product is annotated as autophagy related 101. NCBI's taxonomy places the organism in Eukaryota, Metazoa, Chordata, Lepidosauria, Squamata, Agamidae. Gene Ontology annotation, cellular component: Atg1/ULK1 kinase complex; phagophore assembly site. Gene Ontology annotation, biological process: autophagy; autophagosome assembly. Gene Ontology annotation, molecular function: protein kinase binding. The record is from RefSeq and is a predicted model, not a curated record.
GUUUCAUAAUAUGAAAACCGCAGUUUCCAGACGAGGACACUCCCCCGAGCCCGUUUACAGCCUGCAGGUGGGAGCAAAGAGCUGAAUCGCCUCACAGAGCCCGGAUGUUGCCGUGCCAGGAAGCUUCCUUCCGCCUGUGCGCUGCGGUUUGUUUUGCUGGAACGUACUAAAGUUAACGAGGGGAAUGGGGGGGGAGCAUGUAUUUUUUUAAAGCCUAGAAACAGAGACAGUCCAUACGUAUAUAAAGUGCAGCGUUUACGGAAGGGACUGUAGGGUUCUAAGAAAGGGAUGCGCCAGAAAGAAGAGGACUGACUUGCUCGAAAGGAAUAGAUGUUUUCUUUAAUGGUUUCCCCUCCCGUUCAGUCUUAAUUGGACUGAUCCGAAGGCUGAGUCGUGCGUCCUGAAAAGCAGCAUCGGGACAGAGGACACCUUAUUCAUUAGCCUUCCCAAAAGCAAAGAUGAACUGCCGUUCAGAGGUGUUAGAGAUCUCAGUUGAGGGUCGUCAAAUUGAAGAAGCCAUGCUGGCUGUUCUGCACACCAUACUGCUGCAUCGCAGCACAGGGAAAUUCCAUUACAAGAAGGAAGGGACCUAUUCCAUUGGAACAGUUGGCACACAAGAUGUUGAUUGUGACUUCAUUGAUUUCACCUAUGUCAGAGUCUCUUCUGAGGAACUUGACAGGGCAUUGAGAAAAGCUGUUGGGGAAUUCAAGGAUGCCCUGCGGAGCUCAGGCAAUGAUGGGAUGGGCCAAAUCUCUCUGGAGUUCUACCAGAAGAAGAAAUCCCGGUGGCCCUUCUCAGAUGAAUGCAUCCCUUGGGAAGUGUGGACUGUCAAAGUGAAUGUGGUGAACCUUGCCAACGAACAGGAGCGGCAGAUCUGUCGGGAGAAGGUGGGUGAGAAGCUCUGUGAAAAAAUUAUUAAUAUUGUGGAAGUGAUGAACCGACAUGAAUACCUGCCGAAGAUGCCUACUCAGUCUGAAGUGGACAAUGUCUUUGAUACAGGGCUGCGAGAUGUCCAGCCCUACCUCUACAAGAUUUCUUACCAGAUCACUGACUCACUUGGGACGUCUGUCACUACCACCAUGCGACGCCUCAUCAAGGACACUUUGGCACUCUGAUGUCCAUGAGACUCCGGGCACUCUGAUCUAGCAGGGAGAUGACAUGCGCAACUGACAUUCCGCUCUCACUAAGUCCCAAAGUUGACUAUCCAGGAAUCUUAACAUCUGGAUGCCAUGUUCUUUUAUUCCUAAACCACUUCAGGAAAUGGGUGGCACUAGCCCUGUACACUAGCUUACUAGAUCCCAACUUCCCCUCUUUAACUUUUUUUUCAUUAAUUUAGUUCCAUUAAAUGAACUGUAAUAUAUACAGAGAACUUACAAUUUUCUCCUUGUAAGAGAAAAUGCGGUACAUGUUUCAUGAGCAUUUCCAUAUUUCCAAGGGUGAUGCUCUUCAUGAGCUUCAAAACUUAUUUAAAACAGAUGCCUUUAUUUCUUAAUUUUGGGCUCUUUUAGAAAUGGAAAGCUGCCAAGGUGAGAUUUCUUGGCAAAAUACGUGCCUUUUUUCCUGAAAACAGGAAAUCACGGUGGUCCUUCUCAGAUACACUUCUGGCUUUAAGACAAUUGAAUCAAAUUAAAAGACCUCUGUCCUUCUGAGCAUAAUUUCCAGGGCUUUACAGCCCAAGUUUUUCUUUAAAACAUUGGCUUGAAAUUAAUUGUAAUUUCCAACUAGAAUAGGCCCAUUGAAUUAACUGGUAAAUAGUUAAGUCAGUACUUACUCAGAGUGGUCGAUUUGACCAGAUGAGCGGGGUAUAAAUCAAAUAAAUAAAUAAAUUACUUUAGUCCAAUUGACUCAGUGGGUCUUUAGUUUGGUGUGGCCAUUCCGCCCCUCUUCAAACCCAUGAUUCUUACCUCGGUAGAGUGUCAAAGUCAGGAGCUUGCAUUUCUAGAAAAGAUAAAAGAUUUACCUUCUCUCAUUUAAGUUUUCAAAUGCAAUGGUAUGUAUAUAAAAAUAAUAGUCUGCAAAUUAAAAAUGUAAACUCAAAAGAAA